AUGUUCUUACUAAGAAGUUAUCCACGAACGGUACGUCAAUUGAGCAUGUCAACACACGUGGUUCACGCGAAGCGUGCAUCCAGCUCUCUUCCAGCGGUCUUAGAAGCGCGGAGGCCGAGGAAAAGUCCUCAAACGGACUCGUCAACGUUGUCCAAUUAUCAUUACUUUAAAGUAAAGAAAUCGUCUUUGAACAUUGAUUGCUCGUUUGAAACUAAGGCUAUCAGUGGGUUUGUGAACUACAAUAUCAGUAGAUUGGCUGAUGUUGACCAGGUUUGGCUGGAUACUUCGUUUUUGAAGAUUUCAGACGUUGAGAUUGACGACAGAAAAACGACAUUUGAAGUCCAACCAAGAACAGAGCCACUGGGAUCACGGCUAGCGAUAGAUUUGCCCCGUGAAAUUGCGUCAGAUUUUCAACUCAAAUGUUUUUUCAGCACUACAGACCGAUGCACUGCGCUACAAUGGCUCGAAGCGCACCAAACCUCCGGAAAACCUUACGUUUUUUCGCAGCUAGAAGCGAUCCACGCAAGAUCUCUGUUUCCUUGUUUCGAUACGCCUUCAAUUAAAUCGCCUUUUGAUGCCAAGAUAACUUCUCCUCUCCCAGCUGUGUUUUCUGGUAUUGCAACCGGCAACGAGGGAAACGCUUACCUUUUUGAACAAAAUGUGCCCAUUCCAGCGUAUUUGAUUGGUAUUGCGUCGGGAGAUUUGCAAAGUGCUUCAGUGGGACCUCGUUCCAAAGUUUACACCGAACCGUUCAGGCUCCGGGAUGCACAGUGGGAGUUUGACGGUGACGUUGAGAAAUUCAUCCAGGCCGCUGAAAGCAUCAUUUUCAAGUAUGAAUGGGGCACUUACGAUAUUCUUGUCAACCCCAACUCGUAUCCAUAUGGUGGUAUGGAGUCACCAAACAUGACAUUCGCGACUCCUUCGCUGAUUGCCUACGAUAAGAGCAACAUCGAUGUAAUCGCACAUGAACUGGCACACUCGUGGUCUGGAAACUUGGUCACCAAUUGUUCCUGGGAUCAUUUCUGGCUGAACGAGGGCUGGACUGUGUAUUUGGAACGCCGAAUUUUGGGUGCGUUGCAUGGCGAACCUGCUAGACAUUUCAGCGCUUUGAUCGGUUGGAACGACCUUGAAAACAGUAUUGCAGCCAUGCGGAAUCCUGACCGGUUUUCUACAUUGGUUCAAGAUUUGAAGGACAACACCGAUCCAGAUGAGGCGUUUUCGACGGUGCCAUAUGAAAAGGGUUUCAACCUCUUAUUCUACAUCGAAAAUCUUGUUGGUGGACCUGAACACUUUGAUCCUUUCAUCAAGCACUAUUUCACCAAAUUUGCGCGUCAAUCUCUUGACACUUGGCAAUUCCUUGACACUUUGUUCGAUUUCUUCAAGGAUAAGAGGGGCUUAUUGGAAAACAUUGAUUGGAAUACAUGGUUGUUUACUCCGGGAAUGCCUCCAAAGCCUCAUUUUAAUACGGUUUUGGCCGAUUCCGUCUACGCGCUUUGUGAGAAAUGGAUUGAAAAUGCUCAAGAUUUCCAAAAUGAGAAACAUUUUAACGACAUGUUUAAUUCUACCGACAUCGCCAAAUUCAAUUCUAAUCAAUUAGUUCUCUUCCUUGAUACUUUGGUACAAGGCGUUCCUUCGAACUCUCUUCAAUUUGAUUGGGCUGAAAACAAAGUCGCUGCUAACGCGCUACUGAAAAUCUACGCGGACGGUAUUGGCAAUUCCAGAAAUGCCGAAGUUGUUUUCAGGCUUUUCCGCUUCAAACUCACCGCCCGCUUGCAACCCUAUUAUCAAAAACUUGCGGAGUGGCUGGGCACCGUUGGUCGCAUGAAGUUCGUUCGUCCUGGUUACAGGCUUCUCAACGAAGUUGACAGAAGCUUGGCUCUCGCGACAUUCGAAAAAUACAAAGACACGUAUCAUCCCAUUUGCAGAGCCCUUGUAAAGCAGGAUUUGGGUGCAUGA
Molecule: messenger RNA, 1956 nt
Organism: Lachancea mirantina
Lineage: Eukaryota; Fungi; Ascomycota; Saccharomycetes; Saccharomycetales; Saccharomycetaceae
Source: the annotation of a GenBank genome assembly